Molecule: messenger RNA, 681 nt
Organism: Aspergillus japonicus CBS 114.51
Lineage: Eukaryota; Fungi; Ascomycota; Eurotiomycetes; Eurotiales; Aspergillaceae
Exons: 1
Coding region: 261-647 (128 amino acids)
Source: RefSeq, a predicted model, not a curated record
AUUGUAAACCGAAAAUUUGUGCUAGCAAGUGAUAGAAGACAGAGGAGGGAGAGGAGAAAAAGCGUGUGUGUGCACAUGGUCCUUUUCUCCUUUUUAAUCUCGUUCUUCCUUGGGCGUGUGGCCUACCUAUUUCUAUCAGAAAUUGUGAAAUAAACCUGAACUCAAGGGAACCACAGCCGGACACGUCGUCCAACACAGGAUAGGUAGGGGAGGGGCGGCCGCCGGAGGAGGAGGAGGGUAGAAGAGUAAAGACAAGAAAGAUGAAGUUUAGAGGAAGAGAGGUAUGGGGAAAAACGGUACUACGAUAUGGGGGAAGAGGAGGAAAGAGAGAGAGAGGGGGGGGGGGGGGGGGAGGGGAGGAGGAGGAGGUAGAGGGGAAGAACAGUAGGAGAAGGCAGGAUGGAAUUGAAGCCUUGAAUGGGCAAUUGGAGAGCGCGAGAGUGGUUCAGCACCUUGCGGUACUAGUAAUAAUUUUGGAAUCCCGGCCCCGAGAUAGGGCGGUUGUGCACACUGUUGAACCGGCUGGGCGGAGGAAGAGAUCCGCCGGCGUGGGCUGGUUGAAUAGGAACUGGCCGAAUUCGGUAUGGUGGGUGGCCGCACCUCCCCAAAACUCUGAAAUGGUUGGGCUGGACCUGAAGACGCGGUGACAAUACCUGACCACUAUUUUCUGCUCAUUCCUGU